CGCGUGACGUCACCGCGCGCGCCGAAGCCCGGGUCGAGCCGCAUGGCUGCGGGCUGCGGGGAGUCUCCGCGGCCCAGGGCGGCCCCGGCGAGGCCCGCGGCGGCUCAGGCCGGGGUCCUGCCCUGCCUGGAGCUGCCGAGCUACGCCGCGGCGUGCGCGCUGGUGAGCAGCCGCUACUCGUGCCUGGUGGCCGGCCCGCACCGCAGGCACAUCGCGCUGUCGCCGCGCUACCUGAGCCGGAAGCGCACGGGCAUCCGCGAGCAGCUGGACGCCGAGCUGCUGCGCUACUCCGAGAGCCUUUUAGGUGUCCCUAUUGCAUAUGAUAACAUCAGAGUUGUGGGUGAACUGGGAGAUAUUUAUGAUGACCAAGGACACAUUCACCUUAAUAUUGAAGCAGAUUUUGUUAUUUUCUGCCCUGAGCCAGGGCAGAAGUUAAUGGGCACAGUUAAUAAAGUCUCCUCUAGUCACAUUGGCUGUCUAGUGCAUGGGUGUUUUAAUGCCUCUAUCCCUAAACCUGAGCAGAUGUCCUAUGAGGAGUGGCAGACCUUGGAGAUAAAUGUAGGGGAUGAGCUGGAAUUUGAUGUAUUUCGCUUAGACUCAGAUUCUGCGGGAGUCUUCUGCAUUCGGGGAAAACUAAAUGCCACAAGUUUGCAGCUUAAGAGCUCUGUAGUUUCUGAAGACAUAGCAGAAACUGGCAUUGAAGAGGUUGCUGAAAAAAUUUCAAAGAAGAAAAAGAAGAAGAAGAAAGACACAGAAGCAGAUGCAGCAGCCAACGGUGUCCCGGAGCUAGCAGAUUGUGCAGACGUCACGCCAAGGGAAGAAACAGACCUACUGUGUGGAGAUUCUGUGAAUGACCUCUGUGAGGAAGAGCCAAGGAAGAAGAAAAAGAAGAAGAAAAGGCACCAGGAAGAGCAGGACCCUGCUCUCCAAGCCAGUGACUCCAGUGGCUAUCAGAGUGACCAUAAGAAAAAGAAGAAGAAAAGGAAGCAGAGUGCAGAGAUCGACUCUGUCACCUAAGAGGAGACCGCGACUGCCUUCUCCAGGGUUGACAGACUUUACAGUAGUGCUGAUGGACAGAUUCUGUGGAAGGUCGGAAAUGCUGAAAUAUGUGGGAAGUUCACGGACACACGAUUCUAAUUGGAGCGUUUUGUACUAAAAUCACACGAGUGACUGUAAACUUUAGAUAAUUGCAGUAUUGUUAAAGUAUGAUUUAUUACAUACAGUAUAAAAUGUUAACAGCUGCUUCCACUCCUGUGAUAAAUUAUACGUUUUCAAUAUUUGCCAAAGAACUUUAUAAAUACUUUCAGUUUUUUUUUUCUGAUAAUAAAUUUUGCCUUUAGUCAGAACAUGAUUUUUUUUUAAUUUUUAAAAGCUCAAUACAUUUACUAGUUUUAAAUUUUCUUUAAACAAUAUUUCUAUUUUUUUGUUUGUCUGUUUGGUUGGUUUUUUGAGACAGGGUUUCUCUGUGGUUUUGGAGCCUGUCCUGGAACUAACUCUUGUAGACCGAGCUGGCCUCGAACUCACAGAGAUCCGCCUGCCUCUGCCUCCCAAGUGCUGGGAUUAAAGGUGUGUGCCACCACUGCCCAGCUCAGUAUUUCUCUUUUACUGAGUACAUUGUAUAGUUAAAGAAUACCUAGACCUCUUACUUACCCAGUGACUGUCGGUGUUGACUGUGUGGUGGAUGGGAAACUCGUUCUCUCCUCCCAGGAAAGGGGUGUGUGUGUGUGCACCUGCCUAACCCUGAGACUGUUGGGAAGGGCUGUUAACUUUUACCUCAUGUCUCUGGUCUUCAUUUUGUUGUGUAUGGAUCAUGAACAAAAUGAAGAUAGGAAAAAUGCGAUUCUUACUAGUUGAAAAUUUGUAGUAACUUUAUAAUGAUUAGAGUUAGGCUACUAGAAUUGCUUUUAUUGAUAAAAAUGUGGAAUAUAUUGCGACUAUCUAGAAAGAUGGUCAUGAGAGGAUAAACUGUUUGAGGCUCAUAAUCAAUCCAUAACCAUGCAUUUACAGACAUUUAAUAUCUGUAAUGUUUUUAUUAAGGCAAGGAUAUAUAGAGUUAAAUGUAGCACGAUUACCUGAACGACAGAAAAGCAAAACAGCCAGCCACUGGCUCUUAUCUCUACCUCAGCUCGAAAUGGUGAUCCUGCCUUCAGGAAUCUCAGAAUGACCCUGUGUCUGCUGUCUCUUCCUGUUUUAUAAUCCUCUCCAGGGCUGAGAUUAAAGGCGUGCACCACUACCACAGGUUUCUAUGGCAAACUAGUGUGGCUACUUAGAUUAAAAGGUGUGUGUCACCGCUGCCUGAUCUCUAAGGCUGAUCAAUGCUGCAACUUCAGGCAAGCUUUAUUUAUUAAAAUGCAAAUGCAGUGUAGCUCUUCCUUUAAGCAACAUGGGAGAAGAAUUGUGUAGCCACACAUAGAAAAAUGAAACUAAAACCUUUUCCCUCACCCUUCCUAACACUCAGAAUGAAUCAAGGCAUACAACAUAAAACCCGAUACACUGCAUCUGAUAGAGUACAGGGGAAAUGCUUCAACCUGUAGGCUCAGGAAAGGGCUUUCUCAACAUAUCAGAUGGAAUCUCAAAGUAGUUUUAACAAGCAUUUCCCUGAUGUUUGGGAUGUUGAACAUGAAAACAAAAUGUCUCUUAGACAUUUGUAUCUCAUAUUUUGAGAAUUCACUAUUUAGUUCCAUGCCUCAUUUUUAAAAUUUGGGUUGUUUCUUAAUGCUUAGUUUUCUCCCCCUUGUAUAUUCUAGUUCCUAUCCCUCUGCCGAUGUAUGCUGGUAAAGGUGGUUUCUUAUUCUUCACCUGACAGAUGGAAUUGUCUCCUACACAGAGGCUUUUUAGCUUCAUAAAGUCUUGUUUUUCAGUCGUCUGUGCUAUCACAGCCCUGGGUAAAACAGUGGGAUAGAAGCUAAAGGGGAGUAAGGAAUGGGAAGGGAUAAUGUGGUGGCGGAUGAGAGGGAAGACAUGCAGAGGGAUAACUAAUGCUAAUGCCUUUUGGAAAAGUCAUAUGGAAAAUUACUGUAGAAACUUCUUAACAUAUAUACACACAUAUAUUUAAUAAAAAACAGUUGAAAUAGCUGCCCUGGGCUCUCCAAGACACCGUAGGCUGACAUCAUCUUACCUAGAAUUUUCCACACAAACCUCAUGUACACAUUCUUAUUAGUAUCUAUCAUAAUUGCUUGCCUUUCUUUUGAGAUACCACCUUUAUUUUGUGAUUAAUCUAGUACAACUUCCUCCUAAAAUUCACUUUCACAAGGGACGUUGGUAUCAUAGUUCUACCUAUGUGUAAACUACGUGGAGAAUAAUUGAGCUUCAGCUCCCUUAGAUUCAACUAAUAAAUACUUAAUUAUAUACACACAUAGAAUAUACACAUACAGACAGAAAGAGAGGGAGCAGGAGAGAGAUUUUGAAUUGGGUUACCCUACAAUGGGUACCAAAGGCCAAUGAAUAAAUAUGAAUAUAAAUAAUAUAUAUUUUUAUCACUGAGGUCCCAUAGACUCCUUAACAUUAUGGAAUAUUGCUAAUGUUCUUUGUUGCCCUCAAAAACUUGGUACAGACGUCACACCCUUGAGUCGUAGAACAUGGAGGAGUGAUUCUGGCACAGACAUGAAGGCUUUAUUCCUUUCACAGUGCUGGAGGGCGCUAUGUGCGUUACCAGAGGAGAAAUGCAGUCAUCAGUCUUACCUAGCAACACACUGCAAGCUACCAUACCAGAUAUGGCAAGACAUACAUACAACAGUGCUAUAAAUGUCAAGAGAAACCAACCCCUUUCUGAUUGGGUUUAAGGUCGUCUCCACAGGACUAAACCCGUAUUUAGCAUUGUUAUUGAGGCCAAGAACCUAUAGCUAGAAAGAUCAUCAGUAGACAUAGGAGAGAACUUACCACUAUUAUUCUGGUAAAUGGAUAAAGCUGACUACUAAAAACUUAUCAUUAUACCCACAUAUCCAUGCACCUAUCAUCACCCACCAAAGACACAUUUUGCAACAGAUGUUGAUUACCAGAGAGACUCACAAAUGGCCAUGAAGAGAACAAGAAGCCACGGCUGAGUCCCAAAUGGACUUCUGUUUCACGUGCCUUCCCCCAGGUCUCAGGGAUCAUUGAGAAAGAGCAGGUAGAAAGAGGGUAAGAGCGGAGGAGUGGAUGGCUACAAUGAAAUACUUUCUAGAUAAAGCAAGGACAUUGUAUAUAGAACUUAGGCAGUAUCCACAGACCUGCGCAAGCACAAGGCGCAAGCACAAGGCGGACAGAUUCUCAGCAUGUAGAGGGAAAAUGUGCUCAAAAUCGCACACAUAACUGAUGAGAUGUUGGGAAUUGAUGGCUUCCAGGAAACAGACUCAGUUUGCUUUAAGGGUGUGGCCUCUUGUAGGUCUACCACAGUCUAAUUUAUAUGGUCAGUAUAAGUUAAACUUGGAUUUUUGUUGUUUUGGUUCGUUCUUUAACAGUUGGGUAGGGAAGGAGGAUGGAUUUAAGGGUGUUAAAUUUAAUCAAAUCACAGCGUGCAAAAUUUUCAAAUAGCUAAAAUAUUUUUUAAGUAAAAAGAAAGUUAUGGAGGCCAGAGAUGCAGUGGCUUUGGCCCUAGGAUGGUCCUUGUUUGAGCUGUCUUUGCAUUCAUCCCAAGAGAGUGCUCAUUAUUUUUCUAUUUCACAGAUAGUAAACUGCUAAGGAUGGUCCUUGUGUGAGCUGUCUUUGCAUUCAUCCUAAGAGAGUGCUCAUUUUUCUGUUUCACAAAUAGUAAACUGAGGCAAAUCUUACGAAGUAAAAAUGAAUCUUAAAAGUCUAUAAAUCAUAAAGUAAGAACAAAAUUUAAAAUAUAAGGAAUUCUGAGUUUGGCAUUGUUUUCUUGGGCAUUUCUCUGAAACUUUGAUGCACAGUUCAACUACGGCUCACUUUAAUAUAUCAUUGGUUCCCUUUAUGAAAAGCAAAGGUUUCCCAAACAUUUGCCUCUGCACCAAUAAUUUAUUUCAUAAAACUGUGUACUUUUGUACUUUCAAAUUAGUAUUUGACACAGUGGAUCAUUUUAACCCAGCUGCCUUUUCUCAGACAUUAGAAUGCCAACCCUGUUCUUAGUAUACUCAUUGAAUAAUUGUCUUUGAAUAUAUUUAUGUGAGAACUUAGAAAAUAAAAAAAAACCGUAAUGUUACCAAGUCAAAGAAUGGAAACAGAAUCAACAACAACAACAAAAUUGACACAAGAAUUUCAGUAUCAAAUAAGUUUUAGUCUGCAUAGUUAUAAUUAGUCCCGCAUUGAUUGGAUGUAAUUAGAAAAUGCUCAGUAUCCACUGACUUGAAGAAUGAUUAGCACAAGUUAAAUUCCUUGCCAGGUUUUAUCUUUGUGGAUGAAAUAGAAGUCAAGUGAGCUAUCAAAGAAGAGCAUAGUCUAGAAAAUGAAGUUGGAAGGUACUAAUGGUCGGAGCAGGAAAGUGAGGAUAAAUAGAUGGGUCUAAUACAGAAAAGGAGUUCUUGUCCGUAGGCAAGAUCACUAGUUGAAGAGGAUCUUAAAGCAAUAAUUUAAAAACCUCACCAUAUUUUGUGUAAAGAAAUUUGUGCUUAUGAACAAGGACACCUUAAAUAAAGAAUUUGAAUUUCAAAGUGUAAA
Molecule: messenger RNA, 5592 nt
Organism: Alexandromys fortis (reed vole)
Lineage: Eukaryota; Metazoa; Chordata; Mammalia; Rodentia; Cricetidae
Gene: Polr1f
Product: RNA polymerase I subunit F
Exons: 4
Coding region: 43-1017 (324 amino acids)
Biological process (GO): DNA-templated transcription; DNA-templated transcription initiation
Cellular component (GO): RNA polymerase I complex
Source: RefSeq, a predicted model, not a curated record